Molecule: messenger RNA, 1695 nt
Organism: Aspergillus affinis
Lineage: Eukaryota; Fungi; Ascomycota; Eurotiomycetes; Eurotiales; Aspergillaceae
Product: putative RSC complex subunit Sfh1
Exons: 4
Coding region: 1-1695 (564 amino acids)
Biological process (GO): regulation of transcription by RNA polymerase II; chromatin remodeling
Cellular component (GO): RSC-type complex; nucleus; nuclear chromosome
Molecular function (GO): zinc ion binding; transcription coregulator activity
Source: RefSeq, a predicted model, not a curated record
AUGUCCCCUCUUAGAGGCUAUAUCACAUCCUACCCCCCGCGGGUGCGCCAAUAUGGGAACGCGCUUCUCACUCCCAUCAACCCUCCCACUCAAGUCGGCCCUACGCCGCGCACGACGAAACGCGGAACCGCUGCCAUCAACUACGCCGAAGACGGUUAUGAUGAUGAUGAUUUUGAUGACAGCGAGGGACCUCGGCGGCCCACCGGCCUGAGAAGCCUCCGACGAGAAGAGUCAACUUUCGAUAAAGUUCCCUUGGCAGAAAAACUGGGGAAAGAGAUCCAUGCCCCAGUCGAGGUCCAAGGGGUGUUUCGGGAUUGGAUGAUCAAGAGGAUGUUACGGCCUGCUUGCGCAGACCAGCUACAGAUCCAAGCACAGCUGCCCUUAACCCUCAUACCGAUUCGAAUUGAUUUGGAAAUACCGGCGCAUCAACCGUUGGAACCUUUCCCCCUGCCGCGAACGGUCAUAGACCCAGGGCUCAAUCUCACGCUGCCUGGGUAUAGACGACCCGAGCCACUGCCCGCCUAUCGUAUCAAGGAUACGUUUCUCUGGAACCUUCACGAAGCUCUCGCAACCCCGGAGGAGUUUGCCGUCGGAUUCGUUCGUGACAUGGAUCUCCCCAGCCCGCAGGCAAUGACCAUGGCGAUCAGUAAUCAAAUCCGCCAACAAUUAGAAGAAUUUGCCGGAGUCGCACUGCAUCCGCUCUUCCAGAGAACACAACACAAGCCUCCCUCCGCCUCCCAGAAUGGGCUGUCGCGCGAUGUGUCCAUGACCCCGGCCUUCACACAUGCGGCCACCCCCGACAGCAGGGCCAAUGCAGUGACUGUCACCAAAGAACCCCUGAUCAACGACAGCCUUUUAAAUCCUGAUGAUGCGUAUCGGUGCAUGAUCAAUCUAAACAUCAAUUUGCAGAACAAACUGUACACUGACAAGUUUGAAUGGUCAUUGCUGCACCCUGCCGGGAUGGCCGAAGAAUUUGCCAAGAUCACUUGCGCCGACCUAGGGUUGGGCGGAGAAUGGGUUGGUGCCAUAUCGCAUGGCAUAUACGAAGCUGUCUUGAAACUCAAGAAGGAGGUUUGUGAAAGUGGCGGGCUCAUCAGCGGUAUAUACGGGAACGAGAUCGACAAUCAAGCGGCGAAUGGCGCCGAGGCCGGCUGGCGAUAUGAUCCCGAAGGGCUUGGGGAUGAAUGGGAGCCCAAGGUGGAAGCGCUAUCGAAAGAAGAGAUCGAAAAACGAGAAGGUGACCGCGAGCGACAGAUCCGCCGGUUACGGCGAGAGACGGCUCGGUUCUCAUCUACCACCGGCAUCACUCCUGAAGUGUCCCGACAAGGCAGCGGGGGUUAUUUCGAUGUUGAUAGCGAAACCCCAUUGGGUCGAGGCGAGCGCAGCAAACGAAAAAGACGCUUCCGCAGUAUCAGUCCAGGCGCGAGAGGAGGCACCCCCGGUGGGCGAGGAACUCCGGAUACCGGCUCGGGGGCUGGCUACGGUGGCGGUGGUGGUACACUCUCUGAAUGGGAACGUCAAAACUGGCGAUGCAGCAACUGUAUGGUCUGGGGCACCGCGGUCUGGGCGGUGCGGGAUGGGCCUGCUGGUCCUAGGACACUUUGCCACAACUGCGGUCUUCUAUAUGAACGAGACAAGGUUGCUCCGGAAUGGUCGAGGGAUUUGCACCGACAUGAUCUCCCAAUUGGCCGGUGA